Messenger RNA from Leptidea sinapis, 6152 nucleotides. RefSeq names its product asparagine--tRNA ligase, cytoplasmic (gene AsnRS). Lineage: Eukaryota; Metazoa; Arthropoda; Insecta; Lepidoptera; Pieridae. Gene Ontology annotation, cellular component: cytoplasm. Gene Ontology annotation, biological process: asparaginyl-tRNA aminoacylation. Gene Ontology annotation, molecular function: ATP binding; asparagine-tRNA ligase activity; nucleic acid binding. Bases 160 to 1824 code for a protein of 554 amino acids. The record is from RefSeq and is a predicted model, not a curated record. The transcript has 10 exons.
UGACUGAAUGCAAAUGAGUUGGUCGCCGCGUGUCUUUUUAAGUUUUUAACUAGAUAUAACAUAAUAAUAUUGAGAUUUUAUAUUUGUUCUUGAAAUAUAAUAAAAAAGUAAUAAUAUUAAGCUUAAAUUUACAUUAUAAAAUCUUGUUUAACUCGUAAGAUGCCUGACAUACAAAGUUUAUCGCUCGAAGCCAUUUACACAUCCGAAUCGAAGGGAAAUGACGAGAGUGGCGAUGGAACUGAAGAAAAACCAUACAAAACAAUUUUACGAGCAAUGCGACAAGCUGGUAAAGAACCCUUUCCGACUAUCUAUGUGGACUCGAAAGACGAAAGUAAAGCCUAUGACGUUGCUGCCAAGUCCCAGUUGAAGAAAAUACAAAAGAUUUGGAUGAGAGAAAACUAUAAAGCAGCCGAUAAAGCUAAGGCGGAAGAAGAAAGCAAUGAUAAACGACAGCAAAACAUUGAUGAAGCCAAGAAAGUCGUUAUCGAACAGGACCCUAACCUUCCAAAAGCUACUGCUAUCAAAAUUCUUGAAUCAAAGGAUCACCGUGGUGAGAGGAUAUGUGUUCGUGGAUGGGUUCACAGACUCAGACGACAAGGAAAAGCUUUAAUGUUUCUAACUCUUCGCGAUGGAACUGGAUACUUACAGUGUGUGCUGCAUGGGUUACUCUGUCAAACUUAUGAUGCCUUGGUCCUCUCCACUGAAUCUUCAGUCAUUUUGUAUGGCAAACUUGAAGCUGUACCAGAGGGUAAAACGGCACCAGGAGGGCAUGAGUUAACUGCAGAUUACUGGCAAUUAACUGGGCUGGCUCCACCAGGUGGUGCUGAUGCUAUUCUCAAUGAAGAGGCACAUCCUGAUGUACAACUUGAUAACAGGCACAUAAUGAUCCGUGGUGAGAAUACGUCGAAGGUGUUACGAGCAAGGGCAGCUGUCACUCGCGCUUUCCGAGAACAUUUCCACUCUAGACAUUAUACUGAAGUCACUCCGCCCACUCUUGUGCAGACUCAAUGUGAGGGCGGUAGUACUCUGUUCAAGUUCAGCUAUUUCGGCGAGGAAGCAUAUCUCACUCAGAGCUCUCAACUGUACUUGGAGACUUGUCUAGCAACGUUGGGUGAUGUGUACUGCAUAGCACAGUCUUACAGAGCCGAGCAGUCAAGGACAAGGCGGCAUUUGGCUGAAUACAGUCACGUGGAAGCUGAAUGUCCGUUCAUCACAUUUGAAGAGUUGCUGGACAGGAUCGAGGAUUUGGUUGUAGAUGUAGUAGAUCGGGUGCUGGCCUCACCUGAUGGAAAACUUGUAUAUGAGCUUAAUCCUGAUUUCAAGAAACCAGAGAAACCAUUUAAACGCAUGGCGUACACUGAAGCUAUUGAAUAUCUUCGGGAGCACAACAUCACUAAGGAAGAUGGAUCCUUCUAUGAAUUUGGAGAUGACAUCCCAGAGAUGCCGGAACGCAAAAUGACGGACGCGAUCGGCGUUCCAAUACUGUUGUGCAAGUUCCCGGCGGAGAUCAAGUCGUUCUACAUGCCACGGUGUGCCGACGACCGACGACUCACCGAGUCCGUCGACGUGCUCAUGCCCGGCGUCGGCGAGAUCGUCGGCGGCUCCAUGAGGAUAUGGGACUUCGACGAACUCAUGGAAGGAUACAAGAGAGAGGGUAUCGACCCCGCCCCUUACUAUUGGUACACAGACCAACGUCGUUUCGGCUCCGUUCCUCACGGAGGCUACGGCCUCGGUCUGGAGCGCUUCCUGUGCUGGCUCCUCAACCGAUACCACAUCAGGGAUGUCUGUCUGUACCCCAGGUUCCUUGAACGUUGCACUCCUUAGGUACAUUUUAAGGCCAGCUUACACUGUUCCAGUUGGACUGCUUCGAGAACUGAUUGCUUCUUGAUUCGUUGCUGGGAUGCAUAUAUAUUGAAAAUAUCUAUUUAAUAACUUUAUUUAAAAAUAUUAUCUCAAUGCUGUAUUAAAAAAAUUAUAAUAAUAAUAUCCGUGUGAGCUUUCAGUUAAUAGAAAUGAUUUUUGUUUAACACUCAUAGUCAAGCCUUAAGGAUAACUCACACUGUUCUAAUAAGACAGUUUCUAGCUCAUUUUGCUUGUUAAAAUUCUUGUUACUGGGAUUAUUUUUAAAUAUAUUAUGAAGAUUCUGUAUAAAUUAUAUAAAAAUCAAUGCUUUUAAUAUUGAUAACUUACAUUCUUUGUUAUAUUUCGUGUUUAUAGAUUAAUUUUGAACUCAACAAGUUGUUAGCACGGUUCCAGUUAGAUCAAUACUCUCAAGAACGAUGUAUAAAUAUGAAUAAUAUAGACAUAUUAGGGGCUAAAUGGUAAAACUAUUUUGAAUCCAAACCUCUGUAUAACUCUGACGUCUUGGUUGGGUACCAUAGAUAACUAACUAUUGUUAACCAACUACAACCAUAGAUAAUAACAUAAUUAUGUAUUGACAGUGUCACUUGCUUAAUAAAUAUCUUGAAUAUAGAUGUCACUUCACACUAUACUAGCCUUUCCGCAUCAGCCGUGCCCGCAGGCACUGGUAAUUCAAAAAACAGAGAGAGCGGCAGUGCCCCAAGGCACUCUUUUUACCUCACCCAGUUUUCACCCUUAUUAGGUGUACAAGAUGGUUUAUUUGCCUACGCAAUUAUGAACGAGUGAAAUCCGAUACACAUUUCGAUCCGUUACGAUUCAAGGCUACCAAUAUUCGACGUCAUAGCUUUACGGACAUAGCAUUUUUGUGUUCACUUGUUCCCGGGCGGCGCAGCGAGCGGUCGCUAUCAAGACUUUGCAGGAUGAUUGUUCUUUGUGGAGAUUUUGGUUUUAUUUUAUAAUGAACACAUAAUGGUCAUUACAAAAACAUAAAAGGAAAUAAAUAAAACAAGUAAUUAACAUUGAAAAUCAACAUUUAUUGUAAAAUAUACCUAUUUUUACACUUAUUGUCGAAUGAAAAGUCUGUGUGAAAUAAAAUAGAAACACAAUAUGAAUAAUUUAUACAUGGUCUUAUAGCUUGUUUCAAUAGCUUUCAGUGACAUUCACUCAAAUCACUCUAGUUAUAAGCAUUUUAUAACUACACGUAAAAUAAUACGCACGGGGAAAACGCUGCGCGAGCGCCGAACGCUUGCCGAUCUAAGGUGUACAUCAAGCGGCGGAGCGCGCUGAUGCGGUAAGGCUAGGGGGAACUUUAUCGACUAACUUCAUGGUGUCGCCAAAUCGCGACGCUGUGCAAGUUGUAAGUAUACGCGCCGUUAGAAUAGCUUAUAAAGAUGUGAACAUAUUCGCUUGAUUGUACUAUCUAGCUUGUUAUGUAAGAGCCUGUCCAGAUGAAGCGUUUUACGCGCGAGUUCACUCGCGCGUUUUGAUUUGUAUUGCGUCCAGAUGCGGCGUAUCACGCGCGUUCUCGCGCGCAUGUGUUGGAGACGGAUUUGAGCAGUUAAACAUGGACUCGGAUACAGCGGUUGUGUUGUGGCUUGCAUACCGUCGAUGGAGACGUCGUAAACAAAGAGAAAGUCGACGAUUUAACGUACAUCCCAUUCUACGUGAUAGAAUGACGCAUAGUAUGUUUAUAACUUUAUACCCAAAACUCAGAGAACAUAGUGAAAAGUUUUUCAACUACUUUCGGAUGUCAAUAGCAUCGUUUGAUAAUUUACUAGAAAUUAUCAAAGAAGAUUUGUCUCCAUGUCAAAAUUAUAUGGUACGGGAUACUGUUUCUGCAGAAGAAAAACUCGUGAUUACUUUGAGGUAAUAUUUUUUAUUGCUUUAGUAAUACCUUAAGUAACAAUUAUAAGCCCAAUUAACAAAAAUAAAGAAUUUAAACAAAAUUAACAAAAAUUAGGAAUCAUCAUUCUUAUAUAAUAUAGGUAGGUACUUAAGAUUUAAUUUAAUUAUCGUAUAGUUCCAUUAAUUCAGAUUCAUUGGAAUCUUGUGUAGAUGCCGGUGAAGGGUGUUUGUAGCUAGACGUCGUUGGUGGUCGUGACGCAGUGCAAUAACCUCGAUUGUAAGUCGAAAAGGUUUCAGGUGGAAACGAAGAUGUUGAAGGGUCUGUUGUGGUAUAUCCUGUUUCUCCAAAAUAAUCUCUCUGUCCACGUUGUGUCAUUCCUGUUUGGUAAUGAUAUUGUGUCGAAGGUUGGUAGUCGGAACGAGCUGCUGCAGGUCUAAGACACAGAGCUUGUUGAGCUUGAAGUACUUUCAUUAAUUCAAUUUUUGUUUGAAGUCUGUUUUCCUCUGGUACUUUAAGAAGCUCUUUGUGUAAGGACAAACAAAAUAGUUUGUCAUCAUCUGACUCUAUUUGGUUUGUUGCCUGUGGCUGAUUCCCAGAUGCUAAAUUUGUUUUUAUGAUUGAGAGGAAUUCUUCGUCAGCCGCAUUUAGUUUUUUCUUCUUUUUUGCCUGACUACGUGGAGGUCUCAUCACAUCUUCCCCAUCGCCAGAAAACUCCUGUUCUUCAGUUGCAACACACGCGGUGUUGAUGUUGCUCUCAGUUAUUUUAUUCCGUGUCGAUCUUUCGAGAAACAUCAAACGUUCAAAAUAAAUAUAUUUGGCUUUGCCGGAGGCUCCUGAUCCAGACGGUGUGGUUUUCUUCUUCUUCAUUUCUCUCACAAAGCCAUCACGCAACCCUUUCCACUUCUUCUGCAAUAAAGUACCUGUAAAUAAUAAAAAGAUCGAAAUAAAAUAAUAAUAAUUAUUUUACUUUCUUUUCAGAUAUUUGGCCACAGGAUGUUAUUUUGCGGAUCUGCAUUAUGCCUACAGAUUAGGAAAGUCUACAGUUAUCGAAAUAGUACAGAAAACCUGUUACAUCAUGUGGAACAAACUGCUAAACAUAGUAAUGAGACAACCAACGAAAGCUAAAUGGAAAGAAAUUUCGAAACAAUUUCAAAAAUACACAAAUUUUCCAAACUGCAUCGGUGCCAUUGACGGCAAGCAUAUCCGUAUUAUAAAACCUAACGAUUCUGGGUCUCUUUACUAUAACUAUAAGAGUUAUUUUUCAACUGUUUUGUUGGCCGUAUGUGAUGCAAAUUAUUGUUUUAUUGCAGUGGACAUAGGCGCAUAUGGAAAAAGUAAUGACUCCACAAUUUUUAAAGACUCUAUUUUAUAUAAAAAACUUGUCGAGAAAACUUUAGAUAUUCCAGAUCCAAAGCCAAUAUCGCAAACAGAUGCAACCCCCUUACCUCAUGUCAUAGUAGGAGAUGAGGCGUUUAGUCUGUCUGAAAAUAUAAUGCGCCCUUACUGCGGUAGAUCUCUAACAACCAAAAAAAAAAUUUUCAACUAUCGCUUAUCCAGGGCCCGGCGUUACAUUGAAUGUUGCUUUGGCAUCUUGGUAAAUAAAUGGAGAAUAUUUCAUAGACCGUUGAAUGUGGAUAUAGAAUUUGCAAUAAACAUAAUUAAGGCUUGUUGUGUUCUCCAUAACUACGUAAGGUUAAGGGAUGGCUAUAGGUAUGAUCACACUCUCUACGAAACAUCUCUGAAUAAUUUGAACAAUGAGGCAGUGAGGCCUAAUGCGAGAUCAUUGAAUAUAAGAGAUAGAUUUGCUGAUUAUUUUGUAAACGAAGACAAACUCCCUUGGCAAGAUAAAAUGAUAUAGUUUAACAAUGUAAAAUCUAUGCAAAUAAUAAUAUUAUUUAAUAAAGUAUUAUUUACUUACCUAAAGUUUUUUUUUUCUCUUCGGAAUCACCAACUUCACAAAAAAUUUCCACUAUUUCUUCCCAGUUCCUACGUUUAAUGGUUCUAUUAGAAUAAUCUGAUGAUUCCAUGUCCCAUAGAGCUACCCUUUUCUCAAUUUCGUCGAUAAAAAGUUCCGUGUCAAAGUUAUCACGCUCCAUUUUGAACCAAAUACGUCCACUCGCCACGGACACGCGCGUAGUACUGGACGCAGCACAGGCCCCCGAGUACCUCGACUCGCGCGGCGCUCGCGCAUGGGACGCGCGAGUCGAGAGUCCCGCUCAUUGCACGCGUUUUACGCGCGAGUGAGGAAACGCGCGUAGGCAUCUGGACGGGAUGUACGUAGCUCUAGUACCUCGGUUACGCGCGAGUGUCAACGCGCGAGUGAACUCGCGCGUAAAACGCUUCAUCUGGACAGGCUCUUAGCUUAUUACCGUUAAUUGAAAUAUUAAAUAUUUAAAUAAAUAUACAAGAUGUACAAGGCUGGUUAUUAAACGUUGUUAUGAUUUGA